Messenger RNA from Caenorhabditis briggsae, 1569 nucleotides. The record is from RefSeq and is a predicted model, not a curated record. Bases 1 to 1569 code for a protein of 522 amino acids. NCBI's taxonomy places the organism in Eukaryota, Metazoa, Nematoda, Chromadorea, Rhabditida, Rhabditidae. The transcript has 11 exons.
AUGGAUGAAACAGUCAACAGCGCUCCAGAUGGGGUCCAAACUCCAGAAACUAUGACGCUCCAAAGGAAGACAGCCUUGAAAGUCGGAAGGCUCGAGCGUCAGAAAAAAAUUCAAAAGAAAAAAAUGCAGAAUUUGAAAACCGUUCAAAAGAUGCAUUUAAAAAGGACAAAUAUUAAUAAUCCAUCCUUCUUGAAUGAUUUCACAAGCCGUUUCCAAGAAGAGCAGAACUCCCUCGACUUGAUUGAGGAGAAUCUUCAGAAGACGUUGAAAAACGAAGGAAAUUCAGAUUCGGAAAUCUGGCAACCGUCUUUGCUCUCGAAAGAGCAUAUUUAUGAAUAUGAGGACGCUCCAGAUUUUUUGGCUCCGGAGCAACGGGAUCUACAAAAAAGGAAGAGAACUUCAAGAGUUCGGUUCGCUGAAUAUGACAGCGAAAAGAACCGCAUGCGACUUUUCGUGAAAAAAACGAACGAAAUGGAUCAAGAAGCGACCGAUUCUCCAUAUUUCGAUUUUAUGGACUUCAGUCUCCGAGAAGGAUCACUUGAAUGUCAAAAACUUGACUAUCCAUUGAUUGGAAGAAUAGAAAAAAUGAAAAAACUAUUUGCUCGAAGAGUGAAAGAAUACAAGGAAGUUAUUCCACGGAGAUUGACCGAAGAUGCGUAUAGUUAUAAUGUCGGAUGGCAAGGAAAUAUUCUUGGAAGGUUUUGGUAUCUCCGAGAAGAAGAUUACACUCGCCAUCAAGACACACGAUUGCUUAAUGGAAUUUUGGACCAAUAUACAGAGAAUGAGCUCGCUGAAUGCUAUCAGUACCUGGCGAAAAGUUCCAAAGCUGCUUUCAGCCGGUAUCCUCAAUUUGAAGGAAAAGCAGCAUCAGUCAAAGGAGUCCUUAUUUUGACCAAUUGGCGAUUGUUCUUUCUAGAUCACAAAUGCCUGACCAACGCCCUCGUACAGUAUCUUCCAACUCAUGCUGGAAGAGGCUUUUGGAAAACCAUGACCGAAUUUGUGAUCCAGCUCAUUCUUGAUGCCACGAUAAGCUUCCACACAAUAAUUUUCGCCUUUGGAGGAGCUCCAAACUUUGAAAAAUCUGAUUUUACAGAGUUCUUCCAAAAUCUUGCCGCCUACACCUCGACGACGUACGAAGUCUGCUGGAUUGCUCAGGAUUGGUUGGAUGGAUUGCCAUCAAAUCAAGAAGAUAAGCAAAAUUUGGAUGAUUUCAAUAAUCACACAAAGGAACUCUUCGAUGCGAAGAAUUCGACUAGACAGACCAACUACAAAUGGGGCAACAUCAACAGUCCAGGAAUUCCACCAACAAACAUGGACUGGCUGGGAAAUGCGAAUCAAGUGAGAGUCAAAACAAUCGACCUUGAAAAGCUCUACAAUUGCUACAUCCGUCACUUUGUGGACAAUUGCAAUUGUUAUCCAUCGUCGAAGUACUUCAUCGAUAACACUCCAAUUAUCGAUGAUUAUGCUUAUAACGACUCAAGAUUCCCACUGAGACUAGGGCCAGCGGAUGUUCAGGACGAUUCGAGAGCGAUACAAACUGAAGAAUUACAAAAUGAACCUUCGUACUGA